Colletotrichum spaethianum is the source of this 1866-nucleotide messenger RNA. RefSeq names its product L-sorbose 1-dehydrogenase. Bases 1 to 1866 code for a protein of 621 amino acids. NCBI's taxonomy places the organism in Eukaryota, Fungi, Ascomycota, Sordariomycetes, Glomerellales, Glomerellaceae. Gene Ontology annotation, molecular function: oxidoreductase activity, acting on CH-OH group of donors; flavin adenine dinucleotide binding. The transcript has 6 exons. The record is from RefSeq and is a predicted model, not a curated record.
AUGGGGUCCAUACCAAAAGACAUUACUUACGACUUUGUCAUUUGCGGCUGUGAAGCACUUCUUCACUAUCCCCCGGUGAUUGACUUUGUUUUUUUUAGGGGUGGUACCUCUGGAUGCGUUGUUGCAAGCCGCCUUGCUGAGAUUCCAGGGACCAGUGUUCUGGUCAUCGAAGCUGGUCAACACAACGAACAUCUCGAGAAUGUUCACAUGACAGGAGGAUGGUCUCAACUCUUUGACAAAGGAACCGAUUGGAACGUCGUCAGUGAAAAAAAGCCUGCUGUGAACAACCGGCAGGUGAAGCUUAGCCGCGGCAAGUUCCUUGGCGGCUGUUCCGGCUGUAACGGCACUCUUUGCAUCCGUGGCGCGAAGCAAGACUAUGAUGAUUGGGGAAUCGAUGGUUGGGCCGGUGAAGAAUUCUUUAAAUACAUUCGCAAGGUCAGUUCAUUUGGGAUCAAUCCCCAACUUAAGAGUAUAUGUUUCUUCCACCAUGAUGCAGAGAAGUUCCACGGAAAGUCUUGGUUCAAAGCUUCCGGCGACCAUGGCACCGACGGCUACUUGAAUAUUGAACCUCACGACCUCGCUCCUAUUUCCAAUCUCAUCAUGGACUCGAUGGUCUCCAAGGGGCUACCUCUCGACCAUGACAUGUUUUCCCACGGAAACAACCCUCACGGAUGUGGACAUGCUCCCAGAACAGUACACAAGGGCUUGCGAAGCACCGCCGCGGACUUUCUUACCAAAGAGAACAAGAAAGACAAUCUCCAUCUAAUGGUUGAGACGCAUGUCGAGAAGGUCAUAAUCGAGAACGUGGAGGACGAGCUCAAGGCAACUGGCGUUAGAGCUGUCAAGGCAGAUGGCUCCGUCGUUGAGAUCAAAGCCCACAAGGAGGUGAUUGUUAGCGGCGGUGCCUACUGCAGCCCCAAUAUCCUGAAUCGAUCCGGCAUAGGUGCGAAGUCAGAGCUGGAGGCGUUUGGUAUUCCGACCCUAUUGCACUUGCCGGGCGUUGGUAAGAACCUUAUGGAUCAUCUUAUCGUUUUCAUGUUCUAUGAGACCGAAAAGGCUGGGCUUACGAACGAUCAUCACGUCUACCACGGUGAUAAUUUCGCCAAGACGUACGCUCUCUGGAAGGAUCAGCAGGCAGGCUUCCUGUCAUCUUUCCCCUUUGGUGCAUUUGCCUUCGCUCGUCUCGACGAGCGUCUUACCGAUUCGGAGCUGUGGAAAAACGCUCCACGUGCGCCUGGCCGUGACCCAAUGGGCUUGACACCGAAGCAGCCAAACGUUGAAUUCUUUACCACGGAAUGCUAUGGUGGACCGAAGCAGUACGACCAGUUCCCAACUGACGGAAAGUAUGCCUUCAGCAUGAUCGCGGAGCUGUUCGGCCCUCGAUCCCGCGGCACAGUGACCCUCCGAAACACGGAUGCCAAAGCUGUCCCGGUAGUCGACACUAACUACCUUGCCGACCCUCUUGAUGUCGAGGUGCUGGCAGAGGCCUGCCGCUUUGGCAAUGAGAUCAUCAUGGAAGGCAAGGGCACCAAGGACAUUGUCAAGGGCUCUUGGCCGAGUGAUUUGGUGCACCAUAAACACACUACUCGCGAGGAAUGGAUCCCCUACGUUCGCGAUAAUGCGACAACUUGCAAGUUCCUUCGACAACGAAACUCAAGUUAUCAUGCCGCCGGAACUUGCGCUAUGGGCAAGACAUCAGACCCCGAUGCCGUAGUCGAUCCUACGCUCGCCGUGAAGGGUGUCAAGGGUCUUCGAGUGGCUGAUUGUAGUAUCAUGCCUACUCUCCACGGUGGUCACACGCAGAUGCCUGCAUAUGGAAUUGGAGAGAAAGCUGCCGACCUCAUCAAGGAGGCGUGGAAGUUGUGA